This is a messenger RNA of Dromaius novaehollandiae (emu), 751 nucleotides long. RefSeq names its product coiled-coil domain containing 92B (gene CCDC92B). The transcript is spliced from 4 exons. The record is from RefSeq and is a predicted model, not a curated record. Lineage: Eukaryota; Metazoa; Chordata; Aves; Casuariiformes; Dromaiidae. The coding region runs from base 5 to 751 and encodes 248 amino acids.
CCCCAUGAGGCCCAGCGGGCGCGCGGGGGAGCCCGGCCGCUCCCCCCAGGCCUGGACGGCGAGUCUCGUCGCGAUGGAGACCGUGUCCCUGGAGCACCAGAUCCAGAGCGUGCAGCGGCACAUCGCCUUCCUGAAGAGGGAGCAGACGGAGCUGCUCCACGACCUGCACCUGGAGAUCCUGCGCCUGCAGAAGCACUGCUCGGAGCUGACGCGCGACCUGGAAAUCAAGGAGCUGGAAGCCCGCCAGCAAGCCGCCCUGGACCGGGAGCUGGAGCGGCGGUGCCGGGCGCUGGAGGGGCGGCUGCAGCAGCAGGAGCGGGCCAACGCGGCGCUGCGGCGGGAGCUGCGGCGCAGGGAGAGGGCGGUGGCGGCUCUGCGCUGCAGCCUGCGCGGCCGGGAGCGCGCCUGCCUCCAGGAGCUCGCCCGCCGCCGCCGCCGCGCCGCCGCCCUCGACGCCCAGCUGCAGCGGCAGGCCCGCGCCGCCGCCUGCCUCUCGCUGCAGCUGCACCACGCCGCCGCCGCCGCCGCCCCCCGGCCGCCCCCCGAGCCCGCCGCCCCCCGGGGCCCGCCCCGCCGCCGCGGCCCCCGGCAGGACCCCCCCGCGACGCCGACGCCGGACGAGCCCGACGCCAUGCCCGACCCCGCGCUCUUCCUCGGCGCGGCGCGGCGGCGGCCGGCGGCCCGCGGCUCGGCCCCCGCUGCCCCCCCGGGCGAGCGGCAGGGCUCGGGCCCCCGCCGGCAGCGGCCGUGA